AUGAGGAUGGGCACCGAAAAACACCGUCGGAUGUUGACGUCGUUGAAGACAGUCAAUCAGGAGUGUCUCAACGAACAUGUAAAGGAGGAGACGCCGAUAAAUUGUGGAGAUAAUGAAGACAGUAUGCCUUGGAAUGAUGAAGGAAAGAAGAACCAGGGAGCACCGGAUAAUUGUGACGAUGAUGGUGAUAGUCGAUCUGGGGAUUGUGUCAAUGAAAAUAAGCCCGAAGAAACAAAAGCUGAGAAAUCGUUCGUUUGCGAUGAGUGUGGAAGGAAGUACUCACUGAAAAGAAGUCUUCAGCGUCAUAGGAUCACUCACACCAACGAAGCCCAGUUCAGCUGCGCCGAAUGUGAGAGGAAAUUUUUCCGCCGAUGUGACCUCCGAGCCCACGAGAAGGUUCACACCAAGGAGAAACCAUUUACUUGCGAUCAGUGCGGAAUGAAAUUCGCUCAGAAGUAUAAUGUCUAUGCUCACAAAAGAUUACAUGCAGGAGAAAAACCAUUCGCCUGCGAACAAUGCGGAAAUCGGUAUCGGCGGAAAUCUGAGCUCAAAGACCAUAAGAGAGUCCACACCGGAGAGAGACCAUUCGUUUGCAAGGAAUGUGGGAAAAGCUUCAAGCAGAGGAGCCACAUCAAUCGUCACCUCAAGAAACACAAAAUCGCGAAACCUCUGGCUGCUACGAGUGACAAGGACGCUCCGAGUCAAGAGAAUAUUCCGAGCGAGGACGACACGCUGAAAACGUGA
Messenger RNA from Galendromus occidentalis (western predatory mite), 744 nucleotides. Its product is annotated as gastrula zinc finger protein XlCGF49.1-like. The coding region runs from base 1 to 744 and encodes 247 amino acids. Gene Ontology annotation, cellular component: nucleus. The transcript has a single exon. The record is from RefSeq and is a predicted model, not a curated record. Gene Ontology annotation, biological process: regulation of gene expression. NCBI's taxonomy places the organism in Eukaryota, Metazoa, Arthropoda, Arachnida, Mesostigmata, Phytoseiidae.